UUUGGUUUGUGUUUUGUUCAUGGUUUAGUUUUUGUUUUAUAUGCACUAAAAAAAGCUUUGUUUAUGGUUCAUUUAAGGUUGGUGGCCAUGGGGAAAAUAAUGGAGGGGGAUUCAAUCAUACACACAGUGGCAUAUGCAGAUGAUGUUGUCAGGGUAAGUGUAGAAACAGUUAUUGAUCCUGAGGCUGAGGUCCCCUAUGCCACCUCAGAAAUACAAUAUGUGAAGCAGGCCGUCAAUACAUUUGUAGCUUGGCCCACACACCUUGUGAAAGCUGUAUUAGAUGAGCAUCCACAACGUAUUCCACACAACGAGGAUGCACAUGUGCCGAAGCCGGCUAAUGUGAACGCAGAUGAUCCGUUGCGUGAAUUGAUGAAGUACAGUUUCGAUCUUUACGACAAGCCACUUCAAAUCAGCUUUGAUGGGAGCUUUCUUGGAAUUGUAGAUGCAUCUACAUCGAUAUUCAUCACAUAUUCAGAUGUUAUUGAAAUAAUAGCAGGAGACAAAAGUCUGAACAUAUCUGUCAUACAAUUAUGGUUAAUGUAUAUUCAUGAGUGGAGUCAGAUAUUCAGUCAAGGUUUCAUGUAUGCAUUCCUUGAGCCACAGUCGUUGGUUUGUUCAAAGGAUAGACGCAGCGAAUGCGAACAAUAUCUUGAAAGAUGGCUUAAGGAAUCUGACCGAGAGGUGUACAUUGGACCUUACUUCCAUCAGGAACAUUGGCAACUCAUAAUUUUGUGUCCUAGGCAACAUGUUGUUGUUUGGUUCUGUUCUUUGCGUAGGAAACCUGAUAUGCAUAUCAAAGCUACAAUUAAUAGUGUAAUGACAAAAUUGAAGAAGACCUUGUCUCCUGAAACUAAGGCAGUUGCACCAAAGUGGAUUGAAGUAAAGGUAAGUCAGCUAUGUACCAUGUGUUAG
Messenger RNA from Glycine soja, 912 nucleotides. RefSeq lists its product as uncharacterized. NCBI's taxonomy places the organism in Eukaryota, Viridiplantae, Streptophyta, Magnoliopsida, Fabales, Fabaceae. The record is from RefSeq and is a predicted model, not a curated record. Bases 64 to 912 code for a protein of 282 amino acids. The transcript is spliced from 5 exons.